GCCAUUUCCUACUCCAGGGCAUCUUCCCAACCCAGAGAUCAGACCCACGUCUCUUAUGUCUCCUGCAUUGGCAGGAGGGUUCUUUAUCACUAGUGCCACCUGGGAAGCCCUUAUUAUAUGGUGUGUUAGUAUCUAAUGUUAACCCAAUAUCCUUGAGAAGGAGACUUGGUGUCUGUGAUCUUUCAAAUGUCUUGUUUCAGGGUUUGUUCUGUGUUCAUUCACGUGAAUGCAAAUACAGAGAGAUUUGUAACUUCUAAACUCUUUGCUCCUGGUCAGAGCUGUUCAGUCUAUGCUUGAGAACAGAUUGCUGAAGGGUAAGACCAAAUCCAGAUUUUGUGAUCUAAGAAAUUGCCUUGAGUGUGGUAUCACCUUCAGGGAAUCUUCAGUAUAGCCAGGAGCUGUAUACACUUAUCUGCACUAAAGCAGAGCACCUUCUGCGACAGCAGUGAGGGACUUCCCUAGCCAUGCCCUCUUCUAUCCUAGGACUGCUGAUGCUGGAGGCAGUAGUUGAAUCUCUCAUUGGCCUCAUUGGAAAUGGAGUUCUUGUGGUCUGGAGUUUCGGAGAAUGUCUCCGAACGUUCAGGGCAUCCUUGUAUAACCUCAUUGUCCUGGGCCUGGUGGUCUGUUGGUUGCUUUUACAAUGGUUGAUUAUGGUGGACUCAAGUCUGUUCCUGCUUUUCCAGAGCAGCCAUUGGCUUCAUUGGCUCAGUGUCUUCAGGGUUCUGGUAAGCCAGGCCAGCCUGUGGUUUGCGAGUUUUCUCAGUGUCUUCUACUGUAGGAAGAUCAUGACCGUUGAACACCCUGUCUCUCUAUGGCUGAAGCAGAAGGCCUGUUACCUGAGUUGCUGGUGCUUUCUGGUGUACUUCAUGAUCCAUUUGUUACUUAUAGUCAGGGGUAGCUUAGACUUCUCCAGUCCUUCCCAAGGAAACAGCAGCAUCUUAUUCCCCAUUUUAAACUGGCACUAUAUAUGUAUAUUACAGCUCAAUACAGAAAGUAUGAUGCCUUUCACUAUGUUUCCUAUUUCCUCUGGGCUGCUUGUCUCUUUGUAGAGACACUACAGGAAGAUGAAGGUCCAUACAGCUGGCAGAAGAGAUGCUCAGGCCAAGGCUCAUAUCACUGUCCUGAAGUCCUUGGGCUGUUUCCUUGUACUUUACAUGGUCUACAUCCUGGCCAGCCCCUUCUCCAUCAGCUCCAAGACUUUUCCUGCAGAUCUCUUCACUCUCUUCAUCUCUGAGACACUCAUGGCCGCCUACCCUUUUCUUCAUUCUGUCAUACUGAUCAUGGGGAACCCCAGGAUGAAGCAGGCAUGUCAGAGAAUCCUGUGGAAGACUGUAUGUGUUUGAAGAGCCCAGGGCCUGUGAGCUGGAGAGAGAAGAGUGGUCAGGAGACUGUUUUGAGAUAAUUUUUUGAUAGCUCUCCCAAA
Messenger RNA from Bubalus bubalis (water buffalo), 1423 nucleotides. It is a transcript of the gene TAS2R5, whose product is annotated as taste 2 receptor member 5. NCBI's taxonomy places the organism in Eukaryota, Metazoa, Chordata, Mammalia, Artiodactyla, Bovidae. Gene Ontology annotation, cellular component: membrane. Gene Ontology annotation, biological process: G protein-coupled receptor signaling pathway; detection of chemical stimulus involved in sensory perception of bitter taste; sensory perception of taste. The record is from RefSeq and is a predicted model, not a curated record. Gene Ontology annotation, molecular function: G protein-coupled receptor activity; bitter taste receptor activity.